GCAAAUGUAAAAAGAUUUGUUUACCUUUUGUAUGAAAACAUUUUUUGAUUUUCAUACUUUGUGUUUAUUUUCGAACAAAAACAUUAUGUCUUCUGUGCGUUUGAGCCAAGUGGAACGUGACCAUUUGGCGCUGCUCCAACGCCCGGCCAACGAAGUUUUGGAGCUAUGUAAGUCGGCAUUCGACUAUCUCGUAAACGGACCUAACACGGACCGCUACGACCUGCUGGCCAAGAAGUACGCCGGCGAUGUGAAUAGCGAGGCAGUGCAGCGGGCGGUGGAAGCGUUAGUAUCGCUGCUAAUUCAAGUUACCACGAAGACUGGAACGAACGGCGAGCAAGUAAACAUACGCCAGAUAUUUCCUAAUCUCAGCGACGAUGUUCUUGAGGUGCUAGAACAGUUCGUGACCAGUAAGCGGAGUUUCGUGGAAGGCUCCAUUAAGUCGGCCAACAUCCGUGCCUAUCGGCUGGUCAACCUAGACUGGCGUCUGGAGGUGCGCACGGCAUCUCGCUGUCUACUGCAACAGUCGAAUGUGGUGAUAACAAUGAAGCUGUACCUGCACACAGAGCCGAAGAACGAAAAUCGAGAGCUGCUUGAAAUAGACACGUCCGAUCGUAGCGAGAAGGAGCUAAGUGUGAUGCACGAGGAUGAGCGGCGGCAUCGCAAGGAUCUGGUAGUGCAAACGGAUGUCAGCAGCUUAGUCUACUUAAUCAAAACGCUUGAGGAUGCCUUGGCCGAGUCCAAGACGCGUCGCAUUAAGAAUAUUGUCAAUGCCAUACACUAAGAGUAAAUAAGAUAUUAGCUGUUAAGUCAAGAUAUUAACUAUA
This is a messenger RNA of Drosophila montana, 824 nucleotides long. RefSeq lists its product as uncharacterized. NCBI's taxonomy places the organism in Eukaryota, Metazoa, Arthropoda, Insecta, Diptera, Drosophilidae. The record is from RefSeq and is a predicted model, not a curated record. The coding region runs from base 32 to 781 and encodes 249 amino acids. The transcript has a single exon.